UUGCUCGUCAUUUCAAGUGUGUGCAGACAUAUUUUUUUACUUUUUUUCCAGUGCAUUUCACAUCUCAAAUUCAUAUUUUUAGACAUGGCAAGUUUGCCGAGUAGUUCCGGCGUAUUUGGAAGAUUAUUAUCGAAUAUCAUUGCACCUUUCAACGUAUCGCGAUGUUAUGCUUCUGGAAGAUGGUGGCCACAACCAGCGUAAGUAUUUGUUAAAAAUAAUAAAGUGUACUCUGAUGAGAUGCGACGAAUCUGAUUUGAAGAAUUUAUGUAAUUCAAUUUUUUAAAACACUAAUCUCGAAAAAUUCUUCAUUUCAGAUUUCGUCGAUUCUCGUCGGAUCUUCCAAACACUAACAUUGUGAAAACUGAAAAACUUGGAAUUGAACUAUCUAAAACAUCUGCCUCUCCAACUUAUUAUACACCAAAAUCACCACAUAAUGAUGGUUAUGAAUUAGUUGAACACAAAAACGGUGAAAUGAUCGCAAACUAUACACUUUUCGAAGCGUCAAUAAAUAAAGCAAAAGUUCCAUGGAUUAAUUAUGACAAUUUGACAAGCGAAGAAAGAACAAUUCAUAUGGCGCAUAUGAAAGCGAUAAAUGAUAGAAAAUUAACUUAUAUUGAUCCAACUACAAAAUAUACCGUUUUCACAAUUUCACAUCAUUUGAAAAAAGGAAAAUGUUGUGGAAAUGGUUGUAGACAUUGCGCUUAUAAUAUGGAAAAUGCGAAAGAAGAAGUUAGAUCGAAAAAAGUUUGGAAUGGCGCAUUUUAUAUUUAA
Molecule: messenger RNA, 771 nt
Organism: Caenorhabditis angaria
Lineage: Eukaryota; Metazoa; Nematoda; Chromadorea; Rhabditida; Rhabditidae
Source: the annotation of a GenBank genome assembly